Anopheles darlingi is the source of this 1513-nucleotide messenger RNA. RefSeq lists its product as uncharacterized. The record is from RefSeq and is a predicted model, not a curated record. NCBI's taxonomy places the organism in Eukaryota, Metazoa, Arthropoda, Insecta, Diptera, Culicidae. The transcript is spliced from 6 exons. The coding region runs from base 419 to 1300 and encodes 293 amino acids.
CGCGAUUUCAUAAAAUAGUCCCCACAGUUGGUGGCCGGCUGCAGUCAGAGCUCAGCACUUGUUGAAGCGCCACGUAUUGCGUGUAGGUGUGUCAGCGUGUCUGUGUGUGUGUGUGUGUGUGCGUGUUUCGUGACUACCAGAAGAAGAAGCAACAAAAAGCCAGGCCGCAGGUUAGAAGAAGUAGUAGCAGCAGCAGCAGUAGCAGCAACCAAGCGUCGCUUGUGUGUCGCCGUUUGUAUCGGGUGUCGUAUCAGUGCCGGUGAUUCCCCUUGGGAGGGGGUGCAUUUCGUGGAGUGAUUUCGGCUCGCGUGCGCGCUGAUUACGUCGUGCUGUGUUUACGUCUUAUUCGUUGCGUUUGCAAUCACCUUUAGCUAAACUUCUUGCUCUCUCGUAAACCACCACCGCAAAGCCUGCCAAGAUGAGCGCUCGCCGAGGACUUCGUACGCGCGUCUACGACGCUAACAUGAGCAUGGUCGAGAACAACUACAGGGCGGCACUGGAGCGCCUGGAGAGGAGCCGUCGUGCCACUUCCCUCGAGCGUGAGGCGAAACCACGCGGUUCACCGUUCACUGGAGGCGCCUCCGCUGCCCUCGCCAACCGGUACGACUUCAACGGUUCCAUCGUCGAUGAGGAGCUGCAGGCGGCCCGUAGCCGCGCCUCGAAGGUGAUCCAGGAGAAGUCGAUCAUCGAUCAGCGCGCGGAGCAGUUCCGCAGCACCAGUCUGGCGCCGGCCCCCCUCAACUCGGUGCUGCUCGAGAACGAGUUCGACGAUCAGGUUCAGGCCACACUCGAUCGGAUUCGGGCAAGCAAAACGCUCCUCAGCCAGCUGCAGUCGGAUGACGCGCUGGAAUCGUACCGCACCGAUACACGCUCGAAGCUGAGCGAACAGACGGCCCGGAAGCUGGCGGAGAAGUCCGUCGCCAACUACGAUGACGAGGAGUUCGCGUCGACCGGCAUGACCACGCGGAAGGCACUUAAGAUUCGUGCGACGAGUGAGCUGCAGAGCACGGCCAAGAGCAGCAGCAGCAGCAAGUGGCAGGACGAGACGGCGGAAUCGUACGCGAGCAAGCGGGCUAAUGCGACCCGGGCCCGGCUGCAGGACAUCGACCAGGAGAUUGAGGAUUUCGAGCAGAAGCAGGCGGCCCGGGCACGCCGUUCCGCCCAGCUGAAGCAGCUGCUGGCCGAAACGGCCGCAGAAGAUAUCGUGCCGGCCAGCUACAGUGCUCACGCCGACGGUACCAAGGUCACCACCGGGGUCGUCAAGUUUAAGUCCACGCAGAAGAAGACGGUUAGCUUUUAAAGGAGGGAGGGGAAAUUGGUGAGCGUCGUCGGGUGGUGGUCAUGUGAAGGAUUUUGGAGUGUUAGGGUGUGGUCUCCUCUCACACUCCAUUUUCUGCUUUCCUUCCUCAACUCCAUUCUGUCUGUGUGUGUGUAUGUGUGUGUGCGUGCGUGUGUUCGGGCGUGUGUGUGUUGCGCACUUCUUUAAAUACAUUACGCGAUCCCGUACCGUUUA